AUGUACUCCCUCUUGAGUAAUUGUCCCAUUCUGUCUGACGAAGAUGCUGACGCAUGCCCAGUCGAGUCCGCCGAUAAAGUCGCGUGGAGCCCGGGGCUUUACCAUCGCAAGCGACCUAACCUCCAUAUCGAAAUCGACCAGGGCGGCGGGCGCGUGUUGCAGACCCCGACGCGGAAGCGCGAGUUAGCCCCGCGGUGGGAUUACGUGGCUGAGAUCGCGCCCGAAACUGCGCCGAAUGCCACCAUCGCAUUGCGCCUUUACCACGAUACGACGUUUCCUGGACGCGGGCCCGCCUUCCUAGGCGAAUGCAAGACGACAGUGGGUGAACUCUUGAACCGCGAGCAAGUCGAACUCGACAUGAAGUCCAACAGCACACACAAUCCGAUUUCCGCGCGCAUCGCCGUGCGUCUCAGCCACUCCACGCCUGUCUCUCCACGCACCAGCGUUGACGACCACGCUCUUACCAAACCCGCAACAACAAGUCCACAGGUAGGCUCCGUCCAGCCGCGCCAAUCGCGCCGCCUGUCGGGGUUCAGCUUGCGCCGUGUCAGCGCUAGCCUUGGCAGCCGGCGGACCAGCAUGGAGGUGACUUCGGCUGGCGAGGCCGAAAUGCCAGCCCUCGUUGCGGCCUCGUCAGCGUCGGGAGAUGUUCCCAAAGGACACGAUGAUGCCGUCCCCAAUGCCGGCGUGGAAUCCGCUGAGCGAGACGAUGAGUUCAGUCACGCGGCGGCCCGCAUAGAGCGACUCGUGCGCGCAACACAAGGGGUGGGCGAGCAUGCCGCGUUGCAUCUCUACCUCCACCUUGCUUGGAAGAUCAUUUAUUCCGUCCCUCAUACUGGCCAAACUCCAAGCGACGUUGCCGUGCUGACUCAGGCCAUUGCCGACCUUUACCCCAGCGACGCAGGGCACAUCGCCAGCAUGCUGGCCGCGAUACGCGCCAGCACCGCGUCCUCCACGACAUUCCUGCAACUGGCGCAACAGACGGUGGAGGCGGGGAUAUUCCUGCGCGCGGUAGUCCAAGGACAAUUCGUGUCUGAAGGGGUUGCCCGACAAGCCGACGAGUUUGCCCAAGCACUGGGCCGGCUGAAGGCGGCCUUCGACUCUGGUGUUGAAACAUUGGAAGCGCUCGUUACCACAGCGUCGUGGGGGGCAUCAUCAGGCAUCGAGGACACGUCUUCUUGGGCGCUCGACCGACCGAGCUGCCUCCCGGGCACCCAGCAGGCUCUUCUCUCUUCUCUCGGCACAUUUCUGCUCUCUUCUUCUACCACCAACACAGCGAACACGUUGCUCCUCACUGGUCUCCCUGGGACCGGCAAGUCCACCAUAGUUCACACCCUCGCGCGCGCGCUUGCUCCGUUGCAUCGGCUUGGGGCAUAUGUGUGCAUCGAUCGCGAUAAUUCGGCGGGCGCCGAUGCCCGCGCCGUGAUGCGGGAGAUCGCGAUACAACUUUCGUCUCACGUGCCGGGAAUGGUACCGCCGGAGGACCUUCGUCUGCCGCCCAGGAUGCUCUUCCGUGCGCUGAUCUGUGAGCCCCUGCGGCGUCUGCGAAUCGCCGGCCCAGUGGCCAUCAUUCUCGAUGGCCUGGACGAGGCGCAGGCUCUCGCGACCCGCGCGGCAUUGCUUGAUUUAGUGAUGGCCGAGUUCGGCGCACUCCCGCCGGGCGUGCGGGUCCUCGUUACGCUUUCAUCGCAGCCGUCUUCUGCUCCGGCACACGUUUUAUUCCGCAGCAUGUCUGAGCACCCCGACGUUGCACGGCGUGAUGUACUCCUUUUCCUCCGCCACGCGCUGGCACACACUCGGCGGACGAAAGGAAUCACUCACGGUGCCUGGCCCGGGGAGGCGACAAUACAGAGCCUUUCUCACCAUGCCGAUGUUUCCUUUGGAUGGGCCACAACGGCAAUGCGCUUCGUGCAUCACACAUACGACCCCAAGAAGCGCCUCGCCCUGUUACUGGCACCAGCCAACAACAUCAAGCACAGCCUGCCUGCAUUAUACGCUCGCCUGCUCACACACUGCGUCGACUGGAAAGACCCCGUGACUGCCGCGGAUGCGGGCCGUGUCCUCGGCGUCCUGGCCCGUGCACAGGCUCCACUCAACGAACCCGCGAUCAGCGCGCUGCUUGCAUUGCCUGAUGGCCGCGUGGGAAGUGUGCUCCAUGCGUUGAAUUCGCUGGUGGAGUGGACGCCGGGACAUGUAGCGAGGCUUAUCCACCCCAGCGUCGCCGAGUUCUUGCUAGCACCCGCGGCUGACUCGGAUCAGUCCCGGCUGUGGCGCGUAGACCAGGGCCUCCUCGCGAGUGGGUGUCUGCGUGUGCUCAAUGCACAGCUCGGCUUCAACAUGGCUGGCCUGGAGUCCUCGUAUGCGAUGAACGCGGAAAUAGACGGCCUCGCGGAACGCGUAAGCACCGUCAUAUCGGCGGAGACAAGAUAUGCGGCGGUCUGGUUUGCACACCAUCUCCGCGAUGCGCUGCCGGACGCCGAACUCAUGACGCUGCUGGACACAUUCUUCACCCAGAACGCGCUCUUCUGGCUCGAAUCACUCAGUCUGCUGGGACAUAUCCCAGUUGCGAGCGGCGCACUUGCCGUGACGCUCCAUUAUCUCCAAAAGCACCAUGCGGACAGUACAACCAUCCCCCUCGUGCGCGACCUAAUGCGCUUCGUGGACGCAUUCGGCCAACUAAUCACGCAAAGCACGCCCCACCUAUACCUCUCCGCGCUCGCCUUUGCGCCCAGCACUUCCACACUGAAGCGGCUCUAUGCGCCGCGGUUUCAACGCCUCGCCCGGCUGACGGGGCCCCGGGCCGCCCGCUGGCCGGCGUUGAAACACCUGUUUCGGCCCCCGCAGCGUGGAAUCAGCGCCGCUGUUGUGGACGGCAGGAUCGCUUGCGGGGCAUGGGACGGCACGGUGCAAAUUCUCGAUGCGGAGAGCGGCGAGAUGGUGUGCGCGCCGCUCACGGGGCACACCCACGGCGUCACCGCGCUUGCGUCCUUCGUGGGGCCUGGCGGGGGCGUGCGGCUCGUCAGCGGCUCGGCGGACCGGACGGUGCGGGUGUGGGCCGGGGAGGUGCCAGGGCCGGUGAUGCGGGGACACACGGAGGGCGUGACGAGUGUUGUCGGCGGCGAGAGCGUUGUUGUCGCCGGGUCGUAUGACCGCACGGCGCGCGUGUGGGACGCAGAAAGCGGGGCGCUGCGGGCCGUGCUGGAAGGCCAUACCGGGCCGGUGCACGCCGUGGCGCUUUCUCACGAUGGAACGCGGGUGGUGACCGCCUCUGCGGACAAAACCGCGCGCGUGUGGAGUUUGGACGCGGCAAGGGACAGAGGCACGACGGUAACGUUCCGCGGACACGCGGGCUGGGUCAACGCGGUUGCCUUCUCGCCGGACGGGACCCAGGUGUUGUCGGGCUCAAACGAUCACACGUGGUGCGUGUGGGACGCGGUGUCCGCGGCCGUCACUCUCGGCCCGAUCUCCGGCGCGAGCGCAGUUUCGGCCGUUGCCUGGAGCCCCGACGGCAAACGAGUGCUAACAGGCGCUGUCGACGGCAUGGUGCGCUUGUGGGAUGCAGUAGACGGCGCAGAAAGGGGGACGUUGAAGGGCCACACUGGCGUCGUGUCGACCGUGCAGUUCAAGUUUGCUACUCCCCUCCAGUGUAUCUCCUGCGCUGACGACGGCAGCGUGCGGGUUUGGGACCUGACCGAUCUCGAGGACGUCAAUGACACGUCAACAACGCACAGUGGCCCAAUCACGUGCGUGUCGUACUCGCCUGACGGCGCCAGCAUCCUCGCAGGGUGCGCUGACGCCUCCCUGUGUCUGUUCGACGCGCAUACCGGGCUUCCCGCUCGAUCGCCGCUGCUCGGCCACCUUGGCAAGAUCACGUGUGCACUGUUCGCGCCGGACGGGCGCCACGUCGCGUCGGGCAGCAGCGACGAGACGGUGCGCAUUUGGGACGCCGCGGCGGAGUCGAGCAGAGCGCUGCACGUGCUGCGCGGACACAAGAAGGGCGUGACUGCAAUCGCCUACGCGCCCGAUGGGACACGCCUUGUUUCGGGCGGGCAGGACCGCACCGUGCGCCUGUGGGAUCUCGCGGGGGGCGGUGCUACACGGCAGCUACGACUACAUACCGACUGGGUCACCGCCGUUGCGUGGUCGGCGGACGGGACGCACAUCGCCAGUGCGUCGGACGAUCAGAGCGUCUCUGUUGUUGAUGCGGCCAGCGGCACACCCGUCGGCGGCCCGCUGCGGCAUCCGGCCGUGGUCACGAGCGUUGCGUUUGCGCCGGACGGCAGCACGCUCGUGGCCGGGACGCGCGGGAAUGCGCUCCACCUCUGGAACGUCGCGAGCGGGACGAUGGGUGCUGUUCUCGCCGGCCACGCGGACUGGGUGAACAGCGUCGCGUUCUCGCCAAGCGGCAAGUACAUCGUCUCUGGCUCGGACGACCGGACCGUGCGAGUAUGGGAUGUGGUUGGGACCGGGACCGCGCAGGCUGGUGGGGUAUGGCGGGGCCACGCGGGUUGGGUACGCAGUGUUGCUGUGUCCCCCGCCGGAACGCACGUCGUGAGUGGCGGAGAAGACGGCACGGUACGCGUCUGGAAACUGGGCGUCGAGAGCCAUCAGCCCGCCGACUGGACCCCGGAUGUCCAAGCAGACCGCUGGCUCGUCGAUACCCAUGGGCAGAAGCGCCUCCGCCUCCCGCCAUGGCGUGACGAUGACAUAUGCUACCCAUGGAACACAUUCGUCAUCCGCCCCGACGGCGUGGAGCAGCUGAUCCUAGAUAAUUUUGUGCAUGGGGCUGCAUGGGCGACAUGUUAUGCGGGGAACUAG
This is a messenger RNA of Mycena indigotica, 4818 nucleotides long. RefSeq names its product WD40 repeat protein. The transcript has 8 exons. Gene Ontology annotation, molecular function: protein binding; ATP hydrolysis activity. The record is from RefSeq and is a predicted model, not a curated record. The coding region runs from base 1 to 4818 and encodes 1605 amino acids. NCBI's taxonomy places the organism in Eukaryota, Fungi, Basidiomycota, Agaricomycetes, Agaricales, Mycenaceae.